GAGCGGGACAGCAAAGGUAUAAAUCCUGGAACUGUUUAGAUAUCACUGACCGGUUAUGUUAGCCGUGGCUGGGAAUUGAACUCGGAUUUUCCUGGUUCAUAGCACAGUGCGGUAAUUGCUGAGCUACUACUCCAUCCCAUUUAAAUAACUACUUUGGUCAAAUUUCAAACACUGGAAUAAUCCUCUGGUCGUAUAAGUAGAGGUGUUUCCCUCCCCCACUGGCAAGAUGGUUUCUCCAGGGUCAGGGUGUGUCCCCGUGUAACGCCACCCUUUCCGCCCCACCACGUGUGCUCGUCCGCACAGGUGGACUCCGGUUUGCUGAUGCUGUCUUGGCACAAAGGAGGGUCCCGUCGAACACAGAGGGGUGCCCUCUUGUACGGAAGGAUCCCCUGUGACAGGGGUCCUGUGUCUGGCUCCUCCGUUCUCAGCGACCGCUAUAUCCUUUCCACCAGCACGUGUGUCGCAUCCACCUUGGGGCAUACAGCCCAAUACCGAGGUACAGUGUGUUCUCAGAUUGACGCGGGCGGAUAUACUGUGUCCCAUACAUAUUAGAGUCUUAUGGGGAAAUAAUUGCAUUUGAACGGCGUGCAACGCAAAGGCUGACUUGUGAAACAUUACCUUGUGAUGUUCCACUUAAAAUGAUGCACAAACACAACAAAACGCUCAACAGAUCAAUAGCACUGCCUUAAAGGAAAUAUUUAAGAGGUGACGUUUUGGGGAAUGGCCUUUCGUCACAGCACGUAAUUGAGUGCUCCGAGGAAGGGCCGUUGCCCAAAACGUCGCGUAUAUGUGAUCUUGCCGAAUGUGAGGUUUUAUUUUGUGCCUCUUGUUGGCUGCGCAGAAGCGCCACGUGUUGGGCAGUCCCAGCUUUGCGAUGUAGUGUGUACAUUGGCAUUGAAUUUUGCGUUCCAAAAUCGGUUUUGUGAAUUCCGGUGUAUUAAUUUGUUUAGAUUAUAUAUACGGGGACUCUAUUUACGAACGAGUUAGGUUCCAAAGGUCUGUUCAUAAGUCGAUUUUUUCGUUAGUACAACUUCUGUCGAUUCCAAACAUGUUGUACGGCAUGUACGCUAAACAUGGGGAAUGGCUUUAAAAGUUGUAUAAUCUUCUGUAGAUGUAGACGCCACUGGUUCUUCAUGUUCUGCAGAUGUAGAUGCCACCACUGCCAUCUAUUGCGCAGCGGUUGAACUUUUACUACUCGUUCGUAUCUCUGAAAGUUCGUAAGUCGAAUGAAAGUUCGUAAGUAGAGGAGUCCCUUAUAUGAUUACAAGCCUUAAAUUUCAUACAUUUGGUCUUAAUGAAAAUAGCGGGGUCUUGAUUAAACAUUCUGGGGCACCCCACUCUUGAACCACCGAUUAGCACGGUUGGCUACACAUGGUGCGAAAGGAGUUCAGCUUACAUACAACCAGCCCGUAAUUUUGAGCAUAGUGUACCAUGACGGAGCCUCAGGUGCUUGGUUAACAACGAUCUUGCUUUUCAUCACCGCUCACGAGUUGUAGCGCUUUAGUGUAACAUGUGCUGUUGGGUGAGGUGAGCAGCAAGAGGGCAAGGCGGCACUUGUAUUCCCCAGUAACUCCUGGCCCAACCACUACCACCCCAGUCAGCGUGCAACGUUGGACCAACAGUUGACGUUGGGCCGAUGUUGCUUGUUUCCCGGGACCUCAUGAAAUGAGCCCCUGCCCUCCAACCAAAUCACCCUGAAUUGCGCCAAAGGUGCACACUUGGAAUUACAUAGAGAGAAAGAGUAAUGCACGGAUUAUAAAGCACAUGCAAAUUAGAGAUAGCAUCGUGUCUGCACGUUAAGAAAAGCGGGCUUUGGCAGGGCACGUCGGUAGAAGGUGGGAUGAUGGUCAAUGGUCGAGUCACAGCCAAAAAGUGGAAACACACUUGGGAUUUUGUGAUGAAAUCAGCUCAUGUGCAGAUGCUAUGUGUGGAUUGUUACAUCGUAGGACCGUAAGAGAUGUCGACAGCUUGGGGAAACGUUCCUCCAGUGAGUGGAUUGACAAUGACUGCUGCUGUUGAUGUCCCAUGCUGACACUGGUGUUUCCGCAUUUGAUAUUUGAUCAAUGCUGUCUGUCAGCGCCAUGUUCCCCACCCCUUGCUCGGUGGUUAGUGACGCCUGGCUGCCUCCCACGGUCAAACAGCGGCCAGGGAACAGUGCCAGCACUCGGGGGUCGAUGCUUGGGCCAUGCACCCAUUCUGUCUCUCGCCCGUUCCCGCCUCUCGCUCACACUCCGGCCCUCCUCUUGCGCACAUACUGAACGUGUUCUCUCGUCUCGUGGCAAUUCGCUUUUGUUUGUUUUUAAUUUGUGCAAAAAUUCGAUGGCAAAUUCUGCGGCGCGUGGGAGGGAUGGCCCGGCAACGCUCGGGGGUGACGGGAGUUGGCUGCAUACACACGGAGUGAGAUUCGGUAAAGGUGUACGUAGGAGCCAAGGUUAUUGAUGUCGCUGAGAUGGGAAGAAAUGUGCAACGUUUGGAGGAAAAUAGGCGACACAGUUGAAGCGGGAUCUCUAGCUCGGCUGUGUUGCUGAUGUCCUUUGCACCGUGUGAGAGAGUUUGUGGGAAUGCAUAACACGGACGGUAUACCAUGAAUGCCAGUGGCGAGUAUGCAAAUCGGUGGCGUCGCGUGAUUUGUGGCAUGGAACAUGGUACAAGGAAUUUAAUGUGGCGCACUUUCCAAUUCGCCCUGCUACCGCACUCUUUGGAACCGAGUGCUUGGGCCCCUCUGGCCCGUGGGCCCAGUGUAGUUGCACCACCUGCUAUAUACCGAGUGAUGGAAAUUCUAUAAUGCAUGUAACUCAACAUAACCUUAUUCCAAGCCUACACAUCAUUAAACAUGUUCAGCUAAAGUUACAUGAACAUACGCUCUAUAUAUCAGACAACAUAUUAUUGACUCUCAAAGAGUACAGAAAUUGCACAAACGUUUACGCUAAAGAGUAACGUAUACAUAUAAUUACAGGGAAUGACCUGGGUUAUUUACCGUACGGGUAACCUUGGAGGUACCCACGCGAAUAAGCUUGUAUGUGUCUGUGUGUGAUACAAUUGAAUGUGGUUUUACAUAAGGGUCUUAAAUAUGACCGCAUCUCAAGAAGCUGAACAGGCACAGUGGGCAUAUUUGUUGUAUCGAGGCAGCCAGUCUGUGAUGUUGAUUGAUGCUCAUUACAAAGUGUGUCAACAAGGAAUGUUCAACAAAUUAUAUUUUGCUGCUACGUUGGCAGUCGUGCACAGUAUAAAAGAAAACUCGACAUUGGUCAAUAAUGUGCUGUAAGGAAGGGCCAUUGCCUGACACUUCAACUAGGCCUGUAACAAUUCAGGCCCCUUUAUUUUUUAUAACCGUCAACAUUACAGUACAUAUUCGAUUCAAGAAUCGAUUCUUUUUGUUUCCUGUUUUCCAACCCGUUUAAUUGUCCUUAAGUGAAAGUAAUAUAUUUUCUCGCGUGGGAGUAGGGCCUCAUACAGCAUUGGAUUGGCAAAGGGUAGCUCGGCAUGUGCGCACAUGAUUAAUCGAUGCUUUGUGAGCCAACAGAGGCCGCUUCAGCACCCGAGCCGUGGACAGCGACUCCGCUUGCCACGCGGCGAGAGAGGGAGGAACACGUGGUCUCAUCGGCGUGGCCUCCGCUCACCACGGGGGAGGAGCUGCACUUCCUCCACUGCGGAGCACCGCUGUGGGGGAGCGCGCCAAAGCCACAGCCACCCGGUCGGGCCAUGCUGAGCCACACUGCUGUGGUUUAGCCACUCCCCGUCCGUCACCACAGGUUCGCACGCUGAGCAGCGACUGCCACAUCUGAUCUGAAGUGAGGACCCGGAGACAUUCAGUCUUCCCCAAGGGACGCCGUCGUCGGUCGCGUGUGGCGGCCACGCCAGGGGAGACGAGGGCUCGUCGCGAGGGCGCGCAGCGGCGAGGGCCGGCGACGGAAGGGAUGGGAGAGCCCUUCCAGCGCUGCACCGAGAAGCACAAGGACGACCGGGAGCACCUGGGCAAGAAAAUCCAGUGGGAGGUGGAGAAACCGCGGCACCUGGAUCGGCGGAGCGUGGCGUCGAGUGAGCCUACGAGGAGAGGAGAGAGGGAGGAACAGUGGAAAAAAAUAGCGGAGGGGGAGUUGAUGGAAGAAAAGAAAAAGAGAAAGCAAGAAGAGAAGAAAAAGAAGGAAUCCGCAUCUAAAAAGAUCUCCGAACAAAAAUCCAAAGUGCCAGAGCCGACAAAGACCAAACCAAACGCAACUCGACCCUGCGACCUGAGCAGCAGCAGUAGCGGGAGCAGUAUUGCAUCAGAGGAAAACAGCACUCCUGCGCUCGCCUGGCCCGGCAAUGCCAAGCAAUCCCCCGGCCACAGCGACACUUGGGCCGGGCAGCAGAAUCCACAGCAGCAGCAACAACUGCAGCAGCCACCUUCCACCGGCCGCUUUCCAUCCCGCGACCUUCCCCCUCGCUUCCGGCAGCUGGAGCCGAGACCGAGCGUGAGACGCGCAAAAGACGGGCUUUUCGAGGGACAGCCGCCGCCAGCAAAGUGCAACGGAGGUUCACGGCUCGGAGACACGAGUGCGGACCUAAGCUCCAGCAGUCUGGCGGCCCAGUAUGAGAGUCUGCGCUGGGACCGCUCAUCUCAGAACGGCCCGUCCUGCUCGCGCGUCGCUGUGACUCCGAGCCGGCUCGGCUGGGCGGCCCCCUUCUCUAAGGACUCUGAGGCGGCCUCAGCAGCAGCAACGACCACGACCUCACCGGAAUGCGCGACUGAUGCUAGCCGUGGCACAGAGAGCACCAGCAUGGCAUCAUCAGCUAAUCGCAAUGAAGGAGCAAGCUUGAACCAAUACAAUACCUCGAACGGCAACAGUGGUGGAACUAAGACUAACAGUAAUAAUAAUCACGGUACCAGCGGCAACGGUGCUCCUGGAAACUGGGACUUUGGGGCUAGGGUCGACGGGAAACACGACGGGGGGAGUAGGUCAUGGGGUAACGGAGGGGGCGGCACUCCCUCUCCGAGCGCCAAUUCGGCAGCGUGGCCUUCAGUGGGGGGCGAGGGGUCGGGCUUGAGCGCACCUGCGGCUGGUGCCGCCCAGAUGCACACUUCCUCCGCCGGGAACGGAAAUGGGGGCCACGGCGGCACGGGGCGCGGCGCUGUCAGCGGUUGGGGGAGCGGGGGACGAGGCCGCGAUCCCACCGGCCAAUCCGACGGGCCGCCCCGGGGUGGAGCCAUUGCCCCCGACAAUCACGGACCAAGCAACAGCGCCGGGCGCGAUGCCGGCACCAGAAACGCCGGCGGAUCGAGUGACGCGCCGAGCACGGGCGGCGGUUGGGGGCCAAGUUUGCCGCCGACCCAGGACGACCGGGACGGAGCCGCCAGCGGUGAUGGAGGCGUUGGGGGCUCUGGCUGGGGCUCUGCUCCCAAUUCGCAGGCCAUCGAAGCCAACGGAAGACCUUCCUCGGACGCCGGAAAAGACAUUUCGGACAAGAAUAAAUCCUCGGGCGGAGACUCCUGGGGAGAUGGUGGAGGCUGGGGCAGAGCCAAUCAGCCGAGUUCUGGUUUCAGCGGACCAAUUGAAAUGUGGGGCGGUGGCGGUGCAAACACCGGCGGUGGCGGCGGUGGCGGAGUUGUGGGCGAGUGGCGGAGCGGAGACUCGUCUAGCCAACAACAUUCCAGCAACAGCAAUGUUGGCAGCAACAAUGGCGGAGGCAACGGAGGAGGCAAUAACGGGGGUGGCGGAAAGUUUGGUUCCGGUGGCGGCGGUGGCAGCGGUGCGAUGUGGGGUGGUGGCAGCAGUGGAGGUGCUGGAGGUGCUGGUGGUCCUGGAGGUGGCGGUGGUGGUGGAGGAGGAGGAACAUCGGGCUCGGGCCCUGGCAGCGAAUGUGGGAACUCAUGGGGGGGUGGGAAACCCGGUGGGAACGGAGCCCACACUGGCAGCGAGGGCAGCUCGGACAGCAGUGGGGGCCGUGGUGGCGGUGGUGGCGGCCGGGGAGGGGACAGAGGCAGCGGUAGCGAGAGGGGGAGCGGUGGUGCUCCGGCACGGCGCGGCCGCCGCGGGAAGUAUGACACGCCGAUCGGCCUGGAGCCGGAACGGCCCGAGACCCUGCCCAUCCCUAAGGACGUAGACCCCCGCGUCCUGUCCAACGCUGGCUGGGGCCAAACACCCAUCAAGCAGAACACCCAGUGGGAUGUGGAGAAGUUUGAACGUGAGAAGGCCCAUGCCAAGCCCUCAGACGGCUGCGUAGAGCGAGCUGGUGGAGUUGGUGGCACCGCCCCUGGACCUGGCUGGGGUGGCGGUGUUGGCGGCGGCGGCGGCGGAGGUGGCGGAGGUGGCGGUGGUGGCGGUGGUGGUGGUGGUGAAGGAGGAGGCAGUCGAGGAGGCCAUCAUCACCCCCAGCACUCGGGCCCUGGUUGGGGAGCGAGCAAAGGCUGGGACAACAGGUGCGUCGUGCCCACAGCUGGGCCUUGUGUGCGCGCGGCGCAACCACGCGUUGGCUACGAUGAGGGCCCUGGCAGCUGGGGAGAUGGGCCCCCACGCAGGCCGCAGCAGGGUGGCUGGGGCGGAGGAGAUGGCCCCAAACAAGGUCCUGGUGGCGGCGCAGACAGGGGGGGAGGCUGGGGAGGCUCAGGUGGUGGAUGGGAGCAGCAGGCGCAGCCUGGCAUGACCCAGUGGGGGGGCGCGGAGCCAUCGAAGAGCAUGCCCCCUCAACCGUGGGAGGGGGGCGGCCCCGAGAGAAACUGGAACGGAGCCAAGGCUGGGCCUCACAACUGGAGUGGGGAGCCCAAGCACGGCUCUCGAGGACCACAGAGUUGGGAAGGUCCCCCCAAGCCAAACCUGCCGAUGUGGGCCGAAUCCUCCGACUUAGGCGGCCCUGGCUCUUGGGGUGGCCCUGGUGCCAUGGGUCCAGGCCCAGCAGGGCCAGGCGGUAUCCCGGGAGGGCCCAUUGGGCCAGGGGGCGGUCCUCUCGGCGGCGGCGGCGGUGGCGGCGGCGGCAACGGCGGCGGCGGUGGUGGUGGUGGUGGCGGCGGCGGUGGCGGUAGUGGUGGAGGGAAAACCAACGCUGGCUCCGGCUGGAUCGGAGGCCCGAUCCCGGCAGUGGCUCGGGAAACCGAGGCUGAGUCCAGUGGCUGGGAGGAGCCAUCACCCCCUUCACUGCGACGCAAGAAUGAGGUGGACGACGGCACGGCCGCGUGGGGCGACCCCACCGCCUACAACUACCGUGGUGUCAACAUGUGGGAGAAGGAGAACAUGGCGGCUGGAGGGGGCGGUGGCGGCGCUGGUGGGGGAGGGGGCGGCGGCCCCCCACCUGACCUGGGCAAGGAGAGAAAGUCUCCCAACGCCCCCAGCGGAUGGGGUGACUCGAAGACGGAUUCGGGCUCCUGGGGUGACCCCACAUCACCCGUAGACAACGGUACCUCGGCCUGGGGACGCCCCCGCGAGGGUGGCAAUGGGGGCGAAGGUGGACGAGGAGGGGGUGGCGUGGGUGGUGGGGGCCCAGGCGGCGGUGGCUGGGCCAACCCUGACUCCAGCUGGGGCGGACCCAGCAAACCAGGCGGCUGGGGCGGGAGCCGGGAAGACCCAGAUGCGCCAGGCAGCCGCCACUCGAGUUGGGAGGAGGAGGAUGGCAAUGAGAUUGGCGUGUGGCAUGGAGGGGGAGUACCCCCCCAGGAUGGGCCCUCAUAUGGCCCUGGCUCGAACAACUGGGGGGGUCCUGGUGGCAAGAGGCUUGGCCCCAAGGGACCCAUUAAGAACUCCACCCGGCAAGAGGAAGCCUGGGUGAACAGACUCAUUAAGCAGCUUACUGACAUUGGCUUCCCGCGAGAACCUGCGGAAGAGGCUCUGCGUGGAAACGGCAUGAAUGUGGACAAGGCCAUGAGCGCCCUCUUGGAUCGCAAGGGCGACCUUGACAAGCACCGACCCGAGUUCAACGGGGUCAUCGGCAAGGGCUUUCCGCCCCGCCCCAACGUGCACAAAGAGUCUUCCUUUGACCACCGUUCUUCCUUCUUCGACAAGCUGAGCCUGUCUCUAACCAAUCCGGACGGGGCAUUUUGUGACGAUUGCCCCGCCUCCCCGUUCCUGCCUUCCCCCGGUAUCAAACUACCCCAGGCCACCCCCCCUGCUCCUCCUGGUCAAUCGCUCGCCCCCCUCAGCCUAUCCAAUCAGAACCCUGCUUCUAAACAGAGUGGACUGGGCAUGAUGGGCGGGGGGGGAGCCCCCUCGCGGCUCCUGCAGCAGCCCCAGAGCCUCCCCCAGCCAGGGCUGCGGGCCCAGGUCCCUCCGGCCCACAUCCUGCCCACUCAGGUUCAAGCACAGCUGCUGCAGUAUGGCUUCAAGAACGGCACCCUGAACCCAGCCUUGCUUGCGCUCAUCCAACCCCAGAUGACCCCACAGCAGCUGAACCUUCUUAACCAGCUCACGCAGUUGCAAAUGGCGUACCAGAGAAUGCUCCUCCAGCAGCAGAUGCUUCAGCAGACCCAGAGGCACGUGUCGGCCCCCAUCCGGCACCAGCAGGAGCAGCAGGCGGCCCGCACCAUGAUGUCCAUGCAGCAGCAGAUCCACCAGCACCAGCGGCAGCUGGCGCAGAUGCUCGGCAUGAAGCAGCCACCCCCGCCCUCCGGUCCCCCGGGUCCGAGCGGCGGCACUGCCGGUGCCAGCGGUGGUGGUGGUGGCGGCGGCGGCCUUGCCGGCGGCGCGGGCCCACUAGGGCCCCCCCACCACCACCAGCCGCAGCACCCGCACCACGGCAGCACCAACAACCUCCACCACCAGCACCACCACCACCACCACCACCCACAGCACCACCACCAUCCAGGCCACAAGGCGGGCAUGCACGGGCACCCACACGGGCUCGGAGGCCCUGCCGACGGCCACGCCAAAGACGCGCAAGCGCCAGCUUCUUCCUCCAUGCCCAUGCAGCACGGGGGCUUCCCCAUGCCCUCACCUACUGGCCCACCCAGCUUCCCCAUCGGUGGCUCCUUGCCCAUGGGCGGCGUGGUGGGAGACCUGGGCAGCAAGGACCUUCCCCAAUCACGGUUGCAUCAGUGGACCAUGCAGCCCAGUGGAGGGCCCGACCCCUUCCCCGGGGGACCGGGAUCCCCUCUUGACCCCAACCCCUCCAAAUUCGGCCCUGGCUCAAUUCCCAUUGGACCGCCCCCAAAGCCCUCGCUGGAUGACGGCCCCUUCAAUCACUACGAUCUGGGCGGUGACCCCGUCAGACCGUCUGGUUCUCUGGGUGAUGGCUGGCCACGUGACAAGUCCCCAGGCGACAAGAUGGCAAAUGGGACCAACUCCAGCAUCAGCUGGCCACCAGAGUUCCGUCCAGGGGAGCCGUGGAAGGGCCUGCAGAACAUCGAUCCGGACAACGACCCAGACAUCACUCCAGGGAGUGUCAUCGGGUCUGGCCUCACCGUCAGCACCUCGAUGCGGGAUGUGGAUCGCUUUAUGCUGCGAGACAGAAACCCCGGUCCCUCGCCCUCUCUGAACACCGCGCUGCCUUCCUCUAGUGCCUGGUCCUACAGUGCCUCCAACACCAGUUAUGGUUAUAGCAGCCCGACACCUGCACUUAACUCCUCCGCCAAACCCGGUGGCGAGCUGAAGGGCAGCUCGUGGCCCGUCAGCAACACCCACACCCCCACCACGCUCACGCACGAGCUCUGGAAGGUGCCGCUCCCCACCAAGAACUCGACGGCUCCCUCGCGGCCCCCGCCGGGCCUCCCCAACCCCAAGAACCCCUCUCCGUGGGGCACGGGCGGAUCCCUUGGCCUAGCCGGGCCUGGCUGGGCUGCAGAAAGCAGUAGCUCUGGUCGAGCAAGCACCUGGCUGGUCCUGCGCAACCUUACCCCGCAGAUCGAUGGGUCGACUCUGAGGACUCUGUGCAUGCAGCACGGCCCCCUCACCACCUUCCAUCUGAACCUGCCGCACGGAAACGCGCUCGUCAAGUACAGCUCGCUGGAGGAGGCGGGCAAGGCUCAGAAAUCCCUGCACAUGUGCGUGCUGGGAAACACCACCAUUGUGGCGGAGUUUGCCAGUGAGGAGGAGAUAAGCCGCUAUUUCGCGCAGGGCCAAGCGUCGGCAUCCCCCGUCUCCUCCUGGCAGCAGCCUCGCUCAGGUGUGGGCUCGGGGCCGCACGGCUUCCCUCGAGGAUCUGCCCCCGGCUCCACCUCCGGGACGGGCACUUCCGUCGCAUCCUCUGGGUCGUCGGGCGCCCCAGGCGGGUCGGCCGCCGCCGCUGCCGGAGGUGGCGGCGGGGGCGGCUCGUCGGAGCUAGGCCACUGGGCGAGCCAGCCGGGUGAAGCGAGCUCCCUGUGGGGGCUCCCCCAGUACCCAAGCGGGGGGCUGUGGGGCACGGCCGGGGGUGAGGAGGGGCGCGGCAUCGCCAGCCCGUCCCCGCUGCUGCCCAACGACCUUCUCGGCAACGAAUCCAUGUGAUUGCAUCGCCACCUCUAACCUCAUCAGCACUAAUUGUGGAUACAUGUUUCGUUUAUUCUUUUUACUCUUCGUUUUUGCAUCGUGUCGUUCUUCUCAGCGUCCUGCCUGUGGCAAAAAGUGUCAUGUACAGGAAGGUGUUAUGGUGUUUGUGCAUGUUUUUAGAUUUUGAGGGUCAGGGGGACAAAAACUGUACGUUAUUAACCCAAAAAACAUAUCAAUUCAAAUACUUGAAUCGUACAAGCCAACAACAGUGAGAUGGGAAAAAAUGUGAAUUGGAAUUUGGUUAGUGUCAUCGCACUUCAGAGGAAGUGGGGUAGAUAUAAAUUGAAAAGAUUAUUCUAUAUAUAAAAACGAAAUAAUUGAAAGUUAAAUAUGCUAAAAUAAAAGUAUAUAUGUAUGAAUAUACAUACACAAUACAUUUCAUUCUCUACGUUGGUGUUACAUGUAAUGUGGGACUGUAGUGUUAUCUACACGUCUGAAGGUGGUGUCUAUAGAUAUAUUUUUUGUGUGUACUUGCUGGUCCGUGUUGAAUGGUGAGGCUUCUCUCUUUGCACUGAUUUUGUCGGUAGCACCUCCACUAUAAUGGAUUCCCGGUGUCCCUUUAAGAAAGGCAAUACCAGGGGGGGGAGGAGUUUCUUGGGGAAGGGCGGGGUAGGUAGUGGUCCGGGCACCUCUGCUGUGUCCACAGUUCACGUGUCCAUGUUUACUCAAGGAUGUACUUAUUACGAGCAUUAUUAUUACUGUCGUUAUUAUCGUUGUUUAUUUUCGACGCAAUGUGUGCCCUGCGAAAUAGUUGCAAAUAAUUGCUGAGACAGGCGCACGAUAGAAGCAUUGCGCCCCCUCUCUCUCUCUCGUGCUUUUCGAUGGACUCGUAUUAUUGUCGGUAAUCUUAAACGCCGUGACGUGCAGUGUUGCACCAUCUUUUUUUCUAGUUGCGUAUGGGGGGGGGGAAAAAAAAAAGUAUACAUUAUAGUCUAGUAUGUUACAAAAUAAAACUGAAAAAAAAUCUUAAACAAAAAAAAAUAACAAAAACCGUACAAAAAUAUUUUAAAAAUGAAAAAAACCGAAAAAAAUACACGUGGCGUCGUCGUGUGGUGAAAGCGGUGGGUAGCUGUGAUGCGUUUUAUUCCCAAAGCCUGCGAUAGUGCGGCUGUGUGGGGCCUACGUUCCAGUCGUACAAAUCACCGUCGUGUCAGGGCGUUGCUCCUUUUAUUGCCUUUUUCGGUUUUGCCAUAAAGUGACGCUAAAUCGCUGUGACUGACGCUAAAUCGCUGUGACUGACUCUUUAUGUCGAAAACUUUAUAUUUCCAAAGGCUUUACUAAACUUCAGAGGAGAACAUACAAUCAAAACUACGUUGCGGGUGACACUGGCGGAGGAGGGCGAUGAGCUUUUCACUGUUUAAGUGGACGUAAGAUGCAGUAGGGGGAAAAAAAAAAACAGCACUUCCAUUAACAAUGUGGGCAGCUUGUUUACUUGGAUCGUUGAGCGAGACGAUAUCGGCAUAAUCUCGUGAUGUAAAAUAGGGUUGUUUUAAUCACGAUUGGCUAAUCGCCAACCAAUUUACGCGAGUGGAGGUUAUAGAGAAACAGAAAAAAACGAUGCUUAAUAUUCGUGAGGUUUUUUUUUUAUGUUUAACUGUUGAGGGCGAGGCCUUUAUCUUAUAAACUCACCCGUGACCUCACUGUUCAACCGAUGCAUUUUCAUACGAGGGGCAGAGAGGCACAGGGUCAUGGCAUCUCUCAGCAAUAGUCCGCUUGGCGCGUGCACCGCUGAUCCCCCCCCCCCCCCGUCUGAACACAUCCCACCAGCAGCAAAGGGUUCACCUCCAGAGAUGCUAUCGAUGCUCGCUCGCGUACCUUCGUGCACAAAUGCAAUUGUUCGUUUUCUCCCAUUCCCAUUAUCAUCGCGGCUUGGACCUCUCUCUGCCUUUGACAGCAUCCCCACACAACUGGUGCUUGCUGUGCGUUCAGGCCUGGCAGGCGGAGGCGGUCCCGCCUUGGCACGACCCUGGGCCCUCGAUUUGGGCGCGCCGGAUUGGCACUUCGUAACGCAAUGCACUUUUUGGUCCUGUGACGAGCGCGCGUGCGCGUUCCUUCCGUCUCGCUGACAAGUGCCACCACGGUAUCUCUUGUGUCGUUAUUUCGGCGAAUCAUUUUUGUUUUUAUUAAUGCUGCCUCCGCCUUGCGAGGGAGGGAAAAUCGGGGGUUUGGGGGGAGGGGAAUGGGUGGGGGGGGGAUAUGGGGGGGGGAAGAUGCUUUUUGUGACGUUUAUGCAACCAUUGUGCUGCUGUGUGUUGGCAGCCACCGCCGACAUGACAACGGAGGCGGUAGCAUAUUGAAACAAUCCCAUUGGUAAUUGUGUUUUUUUAUGUUGAUUUGUUUUACCGCGAUAAUAAUGAUGGCCUUAGAAAUUUCAAAGCCACAACAGUACUGAGCGUUUGGGAGGGGGGGGGACAGUUUUUACAAUAGUGUGAUGUGAGUGAGGCACACAAACGUAUUUAGCUUCACGGUGCCGGCUCCUCUUGUGUUUCUUGGUUUAUCAAACCACUUGCGUUUCAGUACCAGGAUAUACAAAACUUAAAAGCCAGAGUGUGACGCAGCCCUCACAGGAGGAGGUGGUGGAGACUGGGUGGUGUUGGAGGUGCAUGCUUGGUGUGGCGUUUUAGCGAGUUAAUGUGAGCACUGAUUUUGGGGGAAAGGUGGAAAACUUGCACAUGUAGUCAAUGAUGAAUGGUGUACACUCAACUUCAUUGAGUUUACUUAGUUUUUUUCGCUCUUGCUAAAACUGCACAAAAGCAAUUAUGUUACGUUUUAUUUUCUUCUAAAUAUCGCAAGCAAUGUACUGAAACUUGUAGUGUAGACGAGAGAAAAACCGCGCAUUGUUCCCUGAGGAAGGAGGUGGGAAGAGGAGUGGUGGUUUGCACUUUCUUUUUUGAGAAUAAACACGACGUCACGUGGGGAGGGGGCUACGGUAUAUUUUGGGGAGUUCGUUUUAAGAAACAAGAAGCGGUACAUAAGGCCAAAAAAACGUUUUUUUCCUCUGUACAAAAAUAUAUAUCGCAUGUACGUGAAGUCGCACAACAAAGAGGACCCAUUAUUGAGUGUUUUUGUUUUGCCGUCCGCUGUGUAACGCUUUCCCAAGUGCUUCGGUGUCUGUGUGGGUCGUGACCCCGGCGCGAGUCCGCGUCGUGGGGGAGGGCAGGGGGUCAGGGGUCAAGGGGGCGGCUGUGGCGACGCCGUGAAGCUGCGUUGUGAACCACGGCUUGAUGUCGGAAAAUAAUCAACAGCACAAAAAAUAAGAAUAUUAAUAAAAACUAAAGUUUUAUCUAUGUUAUUUACAUUUAAAAAAAUGUACAAAAAAACAAAAAAAAGUUAGAGUGAAACUAAUGUUUUCGUUUGGUUCUGUGUUGAGAUGUGCACAAGGGUAGGAGUUAGAGGCGAGUGGAUUAUGGGUAGACACUAAGCCUGUAGCAUGGACCCAUGAUGCGUGUCGUUUUUAGCUCCAUUAGCUCUUAGAUAGCUGCCUUGCUUAACAUUGUUACAUGCAUAAAAUGUGAUCAGCCAAGGAUCAUUGACAUACUGUAUUAUGUAGUGGAUGUUACUUAAACGUAAGACGUGUACAGAAGUAACGCAAAUUCUGUAAGAGCGGGAAAAAAAUUUAAGUGAUUAUACGAUGACUUAAAAGGUGCCGGGGUUAGGCCAAGACCCCUCUGUUUACAACCUUUCAGGAGAACAUAAACAAAAAAAGUAAAUAAUUAAAAUACAAAAAAUAUCUAAAACAUUUAAAGUUUACUCUUCCAUCUGUGUAGACAUCGAAUGAAGACAGCGCUAUUUAUAAUACAACUUUUAAAAAAAGCUCUGGGAGUUACUUUAAUAGAAAAAAAAGAAAACCCAGUGGUCGUUUUAUUUCUCAUUUUGUUCUUUCAUUGUCACGAAAAGGAAAAAAGUUAAAGACAAAAAAAAUUAAGCACGGAUCUCAGGAAACCUAAGCAAGCUGAUUAAAAAAAAUAAUAAUCACGUUAUUGUGUACACUCUUAAGGGUCCUUAGCGGAACCAGUGUAGUGUUUUGAGCAGAAAGAAGUGCUGUUAUAUUUCCAGUGUGCUGCACAAUAUUGCGUAUCUUUUACCUUCAUCCAAAUGCGUUGAGUUUUUUGCUAUUUAGGGGGAGUGUGGGGGUGGAGGAGGGGUCGCGCGGGAGGGGUUCGAGGGGACCUUUCAGGUAGUUUGAGGAAUGCAAAUUGUUUGUAAAGGUGAUUCGUGUCGGAGUAGAGCGGUUAGGAAAAUAAUUAGAACAGCUGUCAACGUCGUAUACAGACAACCACCGAUGGCAUUCUUGCGGGAGUUUGGCGUUUUCUGUUUUUUUAUGGUUCGGAUCGUAUUUAUAACAAAACACGAUUUAAUAAAAAAAAUAAUUAAAAAAUAUCGUCGUGGUGUAAAUAGCAACAUUGUGAGGCCAAGUGCUCCUGUGUACAUAUUAGUAGUUUUGUGCGAGUUAAACUUUUGUUUGAGGGGAGCGAGAUAGUCAACCCUCCCCCCUUUCCCUCCACAAAUAUGUAAAAAAAAAUCUUAAUUCACCACUUGUCUUGUCCGGUGUCUCGACUCCUUUACUGCUAGCAUUUUACACAGUAUCGUACUGUUAAGUAUUCGGUAGCAGACUGGGUAAAAAAAAAAGGAAGUACAAUGAUAUAACAUAUGGGAACUCAUGUGUAAUUAAUAGAAUCGUCGGCGAUCAACUGCUGCCAAACGUGGGGUGGGUGUCGAUGUUAUUGGCGAGUGAGCUGGGCUCGUGGAGGUGUUGUGGGGGGCUGGGUGGGAUGUGGGGGUCGCUGUGCUUUCACUGUGCCGCCACCAUGUGUCUUGUACUACCACCGGAGCGGAGUGCCGAGUCCAGCACCGCCGGCUCGCUCUUUCGCGGCCGGCUCGCUCGCUCGCUCCUUACGAAUUCUGGUGGCGGGGGGGUGGGGGAGGCACCACACGCACGCCGCCUGUCCGUACCUGUACUACCUUAUUGCUUGCGGUCGCGACCGAUUUAACAAGAAAGAAAAUGUUAAUGCGUUAAUUGAUUUAUUUACGAUUUCACACGAACCCGAACGGCGACGGUGGGUGAUGGAGAAUUACACAGAGUUAGUGUGGAAAAGUUAACGGUGAAUUGUAAAGAAUAAAACUGAGUUUUUAUUUGUUAAAAAAAAACAUGUUUUUGUUUCUGCUGCGACCAGGCUGCGAAUGCGGGUGUCUUGAUGACUUGCAAGGGAGGGGGGGCCGUGGUUUUUUGUCCAGUUGCCUAUAUAGUAUUGAUGCUGGUUUCUAAGCAAAUGACAAUUAUAAUUAACGAAAAAUAAAUAACUAUGCAUUACUGAACUGUGGAGAGACAGCUCACUUUUGUGUUAAUCCUGUACCGGGAAAAGAAAAUAUAUAAAGAUGACUUUUAGGUCUUAGCGGGACGCAGCUUGGCGUGGUCUUUGUGUACGUCGUGUGUGUGAGAUAACAAAAAUAAGUGGCUUGCCCAAUACCUUUUACCUUCGUUUUAUCAACAGGUCACUUGGGGAUGUAACUGCUUGAAAAUGUGUUAUUUAAAGGUAGCUCUUCUCUUUUCACGUUAAUCGCACACUCGGUAUAACUCCAGACUACUGAAAUGAAGUGUAUAGUUUGUGCUUUCGUGUCAACAACCAGAACGCUCACCCUCCCUCCCCCCCCCAGCUGCCUGACAAACAUUUUUCAGCCUAUGGAGGCUCACGUGUGCUUUUAAUGGUUUUUUUUUCUCUUUUGAGUGUUUACACUUUUACACUUGUGUUUGUUUAACAGAGACACAUUUUUAUUUUUAAAAACAGAUUGGAUGUUUUUUUGUUGUUGCUGUGGUUCUGUGUUUGCGAUUCGGAACAAUGCCGUAUGAUUACCAUAUUUAUUGCAAUAGAAGAUGCCACGCGCACAGGUUGUGAGCGCCCUCCCCCCUUCUCGAAUUCAGGGUGCGUGGCGGCGGCGGCGGCACGAGAAACUUAUACUGUCAUGGUGCACUCAAGUUGUUUUUUUAUAUAUUCAAAGUAUUUAGUGACACAUUACGAUGUACUUAUUAUAAUUUGCAUAUUUGUUUUAAAAUGGGGGGGGGGGGGGAGAGAAAGCAGACCGCCAGUAUUUAAGGAAAGGUUAAAAGAGGACUGCAGAUUUCAAGGACGAAAUUGCGCAUCGUUUAUUUUUCCCAUCCUUUGUAGGACAGCCGUUUGUGUGCAGCAGCUGCGAGGAGAUAUGUUGAGGUGUGGCGGUGCAGGCCACAGGGCGGCCAGACACUCGCGCUCCCGUCACGUUAAGGGGGGGGGGGGGGGUAGGCAAGAGACUCGGGGAGCUUCUUGCAGAGAGGGGGCACACAACCUUCCACACCCCCCUCCCUCUCACAACCCGGUGCCCUCCCCCGCUCAGCCAGUGACGUUUUUAUUACGGGGCAGUGUUAAUAAACAAGGUGCAUGCAAUGCUAACACAGACCGCUGAUUGUAACACUUGGCUCUGCCAAAAAAAGUAAAAAAAAAUCAAGUUAAAGAAGGAGUUAAAUGUUUUAAUACAACAAAAAUAAGCAUAUCUAUUACAAUUAAUAUGGUAAGUACUUUGUAGCAGGGGGUGGGGGGGGGUGUGUCGGGAGCUUGGUAGUCGGUACCACGGCAAAGGUGGUGGUCGCUCCUGGGGGCAUUGGAGGAGUUAAAAUUUUUACUUGCAACACUGCGAAGUUGUGCUGCAGUUUGCUCGACACUGAAACAAACUUGAUUUCGUUACAGCUGUUUUAUUGUUUUUGUUGUUGGCGAAGUUGUCCUACGAAAAGGCACUCUGCCCAGCGGGCCACGCUUUGCUUUAUAAACCAAAAGGGUUAUUCAGUAGCAUUUUUCGCUGUCCUUGAUAACAAACAAAAACACGGGGAUAUGCAAUCGCAAAAUGUUUUUUUCCCUCCUAGUUUUGUUUUGUUUUUUGGGUCCUGCGUGUGAAAGUACCUUCGUUAUUUUGAAGAAUGUCUUAUAUGCAAACGAAAUACAAAUGCGUCAAAAAUAAGUGCUUUGCUGUUAAAAAGGAGAGUAAAUAAAUAAAUGCUGAAAAUACAAGCAAAGUGUUGGGGCCAUUGUGACAACAGGAAAAAAAACGCUUACAGUCACUUUUACUCGUUGUUCAAGCUACAAAAGCAAGAUCGACAUGUCAUCAGGUUUACGCCAUCCAGAGAGGAAGUUUAUAUAAUCUUAAAAAACUAAAAAAAAUCCAAUAAAAACACAAAGCAAAAAAAAUAUAUAGACAAGUUGUUACUGUGCUGUACGUCGCCCUGUACCGCGGACAAUGUGUGAGGAGCUAUUUAAAAAAAAGAAUAAUGAAAAUCUGUGCAAACAUUCGCGCAAGAGAUGUCGGCGGUCGGCUGCGGCGGCGUCAUUAGUUACCACGUGGUCAGGGUGCGCGCGUCGAGUGAGCAGCAGCAGCAGGAGUGGCGGCGACGAGGAGGAGGAGGGGGCACGGGGAAACUUUUGCAAUCGCAAGUGCUGUCUGUGACCUAAGAAACGGCAUUUAUAAUUUUUGGUGGCUUUUCCUUUAUUGUUAUAUUAUUUGUGUUUUUAAUUUCUUGAAAUACAAAUUGUCCUUCCUUUGAUAGAAUGUGAUUGUAAUACUGUAUCUGCUUUCACAAAUGUAUGGAGAUUACUGAAACCUUGAUGAUGCAUAAUAACUGAUAAUAAAAUGUCUGCUGCUCGGGA
Petromyzon marinus (sea lamprey) is the source of this 18100-nucleotide messenger RNA. RefSeq names its product trinucleotide repeat containing adaptor 6C (gene TNRC6C). The record is from RefSeq and is a predicted model, not a curated record. Gene Ontology annotation, cellular component: P-body; nucleoplasm. Gene Ontology annotation, molecular function: nucleic acid binding; protein binding. Gene Ontology annotation, biological process: positive regulation of nuclear-transcribed mRNA poly(A) tail shortening; miRNA-mediated post-transcriptional gene silencing. NCBI's taxonomy places the organism in Eukaryota, Metazoa, Chordata, Hyperoartia, Petromyzontiformes, Petromyzontidae.